AUGGCUUUCUUACACAGUCUAUCCACAGAGUGUACAAAGUCCGAGCUGGAUAUUUUCACAUUACCUUAUACACAGACUAGUAUUGAAAAGUACACUUACGUCGAAAUACCACCGCUUUCUGCUCUGACGGACAAUGGGCCCUUGGAGUUCUUCGUGGCCGGAAACGGUGAAGAUUACCUCGAUUUGAAUAACACGUUCCUACAUCUCGCUUGUAAAAUCAUCAACGCUGAUGGGACCAACAUAGACGACGAUGCUAAGGUGGGGGUUGUAAAUUACCCCAUAGCUUCCAUGUUUUCACAAGUCAACGUCAUGCUUGGGGACCGACUUAUUUCACAAUCAAGCAGUACUUAUGCUUACCGCGUUGAAUUUGAAUGUCUGCUCAAUUAUGGUAAAGAAACGUUGGAAUCACAAUUUUGCACAGGAUUAUUCUAUAAGGACACCGCAGGACAUAUGGACGCCACUGACCCCGAGGGGCGAAAUGAGGGUCUUAAGCGAAGGGUCCGAUUCACCGUUGAAAGCAACAUGUUUGAUCUGAUCGGACACAUUCACUCCGAUAUAUUUUUUCAAGAUAAACUGUUGUUGAACGGUGUGGAUUUAAGAAUUAAAAUGGUUCGUAGUAAAGACGAAUUUUGUUUGAUGAAGGAAGGCAACGGAAGUUUCACUCUAAAAAUGAUCAACGCAGCCCUGUUUGUCAAGAAAGUUACCGUUUCUCCACCUAUAAGAAUAGGUCACGCGAGAGCUCUUGGCACAGCCACGGCUAAGUAUCCGAUCGAGAGAGUUUGUAUGAAAACCUUUAGCUUACCAGCGGGGAGUCGCCAUUGUUCUCAAGAAAACGUCUUCCUCGGACCUUUACCUAAAAGUUUAAUUUUCGGUUUAGUAGACAACGACGCCUUCAGCGGGGCGUUCAAUAAAAACCCUUUUAAUUUUAAACAUUACGAUACAGAGUUUGUGGCUCUGUACGUGGACGGAACUCAAUACCCUGCAAAACCGUUUCAACCUGAUUUCCGAUCCGGUAAUGCGGUUCGUGAAUUCUAUGCUUUAAUUCAAGCAUCGGGAAAGCAACUAAAAGAUCAACCUCUGGCUUUAAACAGAGAAGAGUAUUCGAACGGAUAUACUUUAUUUGCAUUCAACCUCAACCCCGAUGAUGACUGUGGUCAACAUUUGUCAUAA
This is a messenger RNA of Hemibagrus wyckioides, 1170 nucleotides long. RefSeq lists its product as uncharacterized. Gene Ontology annotation, molecular function: ribonucleoside-diphosphate reductase activity, thioredoxin disulfide as acceptor. The transcript has a single exon. Gene Ontology annotation, cellular component: cytosol. The record is from RefSeq and is a predicted model, not a curated record. NCBI's taxonomy places the organism in Eukaryota, Metazoa, Chordata, Actinopteri, Siluriformes, Bagridae. Bases 1 to 1170 code for a protein of 389 amino acids. Gene Ontology annotation, biological process: deoxyribonucleotide biosynthetic process.